Molecule: messenger RNA, 2388 nt
Organism: Exophiala dermatitidis NIH/UT8656
Lineage: Eukaryota; Fungi; Ascomycota; Eurotiomycetes; Chaetothyriales; Herpotrichiellaceae
Product: transcriptional regulatory protein GAL4
Exons: 6
Coding region: 1-2388 (795 amino acids)
Biological process (GO): DNA-templated transcription; regulation of DNA-templated transcription
Molecular function (GO): DNA-binding transcription factor activity, RNA polymerase II-specific; DNA binding; zinc ion binding
Source: RefSeq, a predicted model, not a curated record
AUGGUUUCAGUCAUCCCGCCCCAGCCACGUCUGUCUGGUGAUUUGCCUUACCUCACGAGUGCUUUUGGUGAGAGAUUAAGAUAUUGCAUCUCCGGCCGGAUCGGACGGCACGGACGGCACAGCCGACAAACAACCCCGCGAGCGGGGCAUAAUCAUAUAUGUGAAGGAUUCCGCCGCAUCCAUUCUUCCGGCCAGGGUAGUAUCCAGCCCAUGGCUACAGUUCCGUCUCUGAAGCGACGCCGUGUUGCACAUGCUUGCGACAGUUGCCGCAGUCUGAAAGCUAAGUGCGAUGGAAACCAACCGACGUGCGGACGCUGCGCGGGCUAUGGUUAUUCGUGUCGCUGGAGUGAGGGUAGCAUUCGAAAGUGUGCCUCCGACGGCAAUGGUGCGAAUCUGAAUUGGCUCUCUCUGGAGACUGAGGGCCAAAAAUUAAGAGACGCUAUUGCCGUUUACGACAGCUUGCUGAAGGACCUCCGCAAAAACCUCUCUCAGGAUGAUUGCAAAACUGUCGACUUGCGGCUUGCAUCAAUUCAACUUCCAGACUAUUUUACAAAGCAUCUUGGAAAUGAUGCUGCAAGUGUCGAACCGUCGCCGGGGCAGGCUGUUGCCAAUGAUCGCCACCCAGCGACCUUUGGUCGGUACCUGGGCGAGGCGAGUGACAUUCGCUUCUUCCAUGCCAUGCAAUCGGCCUGUUCCCAGCAAACCCAGUCAGGCCAGCAAGAGGACGAUUCAGAGGCGCGAGUUGAUAGUUAUGAACAAGAAGGUGCUCAUCAGCAACUCUUGGACCAGAACCAAGGGUCGCUACCGCCCAAGGGGAGUGCGGACAGUUUUGUCGAUAUAUACUUCUCUACAAUUCACAUCGCCUAUCCCUUCAUCUCUGAACCGGAUUUCAGGCGAACAUACGAAUCAUUUUGGCAAUCGGAUUCACUGGAGGGUUUCCGCGGCCCAUGGCUAUCUUUGUUGCUAACCAUUUUCGCCAUCGGUUCCUGUUAUGUGAGGAUUGCCGAGGCCGAAAGUGAAGCUUCCAAUCCUCAGAUGUCUUAUCAGCAUCACCGUCAUUUCGAUCGCGCGGUCGCUAUUGCACAGAACUACAGCUCUAAGCAUACAGUGGACCAUAUUUGCGCUCUGCUUGCUCAAUGCUUUUAUCUUCUGGCCACUUGCCAGACCGAUCGAUGUUGGACAACGCUGGGCCUGGCCGUCAGAAUUGCCCAAAGCAUCGGUCUCCACGUUGAAGAAGAUCAUCGCGCGGGUGGCGAAAAUGCUCUGGCGCCACCAGAAAUGUGUCGUCGAGUUUGGUAUUCCAUAUAUGUGCUGGAUCGCCUCCUGGCAUUGCAAUUGGGACGUCCACCCGCCAUCAGCGAGGAAGAUUUUGAUGUUAAACUACCGUCUCGACAGUCGGACGUCGACUUGUCGAAUCAAAGAGGUCAGCAUGAUGUUCAAGGGACAGAUUGGGUAGGGGACUACUUUAUUGCAAUGAUAAAGUUUUCAGAAAUAAUUGGCAGAGUCUUCGGGAGUCUUUACGGACCAAGAAGAGCAGGGGAUGCCGCUUUGAUCUUGUCACACAUCGAUCGUCUAGACGUCGACUUGUCACAAUGGCGGUUCAACUUGCCGCGACACCUGAGGUUCGACCUGUCUCAUACUUUUGAAAAGUCCAUCAUUUAUAAAAGACAGCGAAAUAUGCUUGCAGUAAAAUUCUACAACCUGCAAGCGCUGAUUCACCGGCCCCUAUUAUCACCCGCCAAAAUAUUUGGAUCAUGUCCCGACCCUAUGGCGUUUUAUCGAGCAGAAUGCGGUCGCAUCUCAAUGUCGAAAAGAAAGUGUGUUGUUGCUGCACAACACACUGCGAAGCUACUCCAUAACCUGGACGACAAGAAGAGUCUGGUUUAUGGCUUUCCUUGGUGGCAGAUGAUAUCAUGUCUUAUUUGUGCCAGUUCAAUCCUUCUUGUUGCAAGCAUUUGCGUGGAUCUGGAUUUGGACAAGGAAGCCUUCAAAGACAUAGACUGGGCUGCUGUGGAUGAAGAUGCCGAAGUUUGCCUCAAGGUCUGUCAAGCCCUUAGCUCUAAUUCAAAUGCAGCAAGGCUGGCGAGCGACAUGAUGAAAAGGCUCAAGAAAACAAGAACGCUGUCCCAAGGGAGGACAAUGAACUGUCUUGGAGUUGGGGCCACCCCUGCAGCCGAGAAUGGAGCCGACACUAUAACAGAUAUACUACCAUCCAGUGAUCUCUUCCAUGCUACGAUGCCGUCACAGUUUGACUCUGUUGACCCAAGCCAAGAGUCUUUCAACCUUAUGUUUCAGACAAUGCCUUAUGAGGUCUCAGAGCCGGUAAUGUGGUCGGCACAAUUCGUGAAUGCAGUGUAUAAUCCCUUCCUGCAUCAUUCGGCCACAUAA